Engraulis encrasicolus (European anchovy) is the source of this 788-nucleotide messenger RNA. Its product is annotated as calcium-activated potassium channel subunit beta-2-like. Gene Ontology annotation, molecular function: potassium channel regulator activity; calcium-activated potassium channel activity. Gene Ontology annotation, cellular component: membrane; voltage-gated potassium channel complex. Gene Ontology annotation, biological process: detection of calcium ion; potassium ion transport. The transcript is spliced from 5 exons. Lineage: Eukaryota; Metazoa; Chordata; Actinopteri; Clupeiformes; Engraulidae. The coding region runs from base 84 to 788 and encodes 234 amino acids. The record is from RefSeq and is a predicted model, not a curated record.
AUCACUAACUGUGGUCAUUCCGACAGACACAUCGGAACCCCUCUCCCAGCCAGCGCCUGCACAACCGUGGAGGCUCGGGAAAGAUGUUUUUCGUUACGGGAGCCAAGGCUGGGCCCAGUUCGGGGGGUGACAAGAAGAGCAUCUACCAGAAGUUCCGUGGGUAUGAGCUGCUGGAUAAGAAGCGUACGGAAACAGCCCUGCAGGCGGGAGAGGACAGGGCCAUCAUGCUGGGGCUCAGCAUGAUGCUCUGCUCCAUCAUGAUGUACUUCCUGCUCGGGAUCACUGUGGUGCGCGCUUACGCAGACAGCGUGUGGACGGAUGAGACGCUGUGCACCGUGCUGAACUCCACCGUCACGGCGGACAUCAACUGCUCCUACAGCUGCGGGGCGGAGUGCUGGAGGAGCUCGCGCUUCCCCUGCCUGCAGGUGUACGUCAGCCUCAACGUCUCGGGGCGGGUGGCACUGCUGUCCCACGACGAGGACACGCAGGAGGAAAACGCUGAGUGCUUCUACGUGCCAAAGUGCCAGAGGGACCAGGCGCUGAUGCACGCCCUCAUCCUGGACAUCGGCGAGCGGCUGCGGGUGCAGCAGCAUGUGCCGUGCUUCCACGACCCGUCGGAGAGGCAGGAGGCGGUGCUGCUGAUCCAGCUGUACGGGCGCGGCGCCGUCUUCCAGUCCCUCUUCUGGCCCUCCUUCAUGCUGGUCGGAGGCCUGCUCAUCAUAUUCAUGGUCAAGCUCACGCAGUACCUCUCCAUAAUGUGCGAGCAGAUUGGCAAGAUCAGUAAGUAA